Messenger RNA from Helianthus annuus (common sunflower), 399 nucleotides. RefSeq names its product pentatricopeptide repeat-containing protein At5g27460-like. Bases 1 to 399 code for a protein of 132 amino acids. Lineage: Eukaryota; Viridiplantae; Streptophyta; Magnoliopsida; Asterales; Asteraceae. The transcript has a single exon. The record is from RefSeq and is a predicted model, not a curated record. Gene Ontology annotation, molecular function: protein binding. Gene Ontology annotation, cellular component: mitochondrion.
AUGCAGGGUUUGUCUUAUGAUUUUCGUAUAGCAAAUGACUUGUUCGAUAUUUAUGUUAAAAAUGGCGAAUUGGAGAAGACAGAAGCUGUUUUGAAUUCUGGUAUUGAGAAAGGGGGUACUCCUAAGUUUCAUACAUGGUAUUGUUUAAUGAUCGGGUAUAUCGAGGAUGAUCAAGUCCUAAAAGGUGUCGAAGCAUUAAAGAAUGCAGUAUCGAAUUGUUAUGUUUCGCCUUAUGAGGAACCCGUUAAGGAUAAGUUAGCGAUCGUUAUGGAGUAUUUGGAAAGAAAGCGUAACGUGGAGGAAAUGGAGGGAUUUAUGAAGUCGUUGGUCGCGGAAGGUGUCGUUUCUUCAACUGUAUGUGCGCGACUCUUCGAUUUCAUCACGAACAUGACUUCAUAA